Molecule: messenger RNA, 844 nt
Organism: Octopus sinensis (East Asian common octopus)
Lineage: Eukaryota; Metazoa; Mollusca; Cephalopoda; Octopoda; Octopodidae
Product: tetratricopeptide repeat protein 6-like
Exons: 7
Molecular function (GO): protein binding
Source: RefSeq, a predicted model, not a curated record
AUGUCUCCUUUCAAGCAUCUCAACAAUCUCACCAAACCUACCUUUCAAUGUCCCUACAUUGACCAUACCAACUCUGAGAGAAUACUGGACAGGUUAGAUGUUGCUCUGAAAGUGUUUACUCGGUGUAUUAUUCUUCAACCAACCUUUCAAGAAGCCUUUAUCAGUCGAGCUAACAUUCACAUGGAUUAUCUAACUGACGAAAACAACCAAUUGGCCAAGUGUGAUUACCAACGUGCCAUCAAACUAAAUCCAACCAAUUGUUUAGCCUAUGUGUCUUUAGGCAUUUUUCUACAAGUGGAACGUAACUUCCAAUUAGCUUGGCAUCAAUUUACCAAUGCUAUAUUAAUUAAUCCAUGUUAUCAACCAGCUUAUGAAGCUCGAGCAAUCUUAAAUUUACAAAUGGGUAGCAAAUACCCAGCUUUUCAAGACCUCACUCUUGCCCUACAGAUCUCUCCUACUGCAGAGUUAUAUAACAAUCGAGGUGUUGUUAAUCAGAUGAUGAAUUCUCUGGCAGCAGCUCUGCAUGACUAUUACAAAGCCAUAGAAACGGAUCGCACCUUUGCUUUGGCUUAUUUCAAUGCUGGAAGUUUACAUUUACAAGGAAGAUUUUUCAAACAGGCUUUGGCAUAUCUUAACAGAGCUAUUAUGCUUGACAAACAGAAUGAAUGUGCAUAUAUAAACCGUGCAAUCACUAAAGUCAUGCUGAAUGAUAAAGAAGGUGCUUUUGAAGACUUUGAUCGCGCCAUCCAGCUGUGUCCCUAUUACACCCAUACUUUCUACAACCGAGGUUCGUUCUAUCUGUCUCUAGGAAUGUAUGAAAUGGCUGAAAAGGACUUCACUUCAG